AUGCCGUUCUACCGGCGCACGGUGCUGCCCCGCAGUCUCUGCCCCAGCCGCGCCGCGCUGCAACUAGACGAGCUGCGGGACGUCUGCAGCCUGGCCUCGCUCACCCUGCUCCGGCAGCUCGCCGACCUGUGCGGCCACUCGCUAGCGCUACUAGGCGAGAUCGAGGGGCACCUGCUGGCGCUGGGGCGCCGAGCCGGCCGGCUGCGCCACCGCAUGAACCGCCUGCAGGGGCUGCUGCACGGGCGCCCUCACCCCCGAGCGCCAGCCACCUCUAACCUGGACCUGGAGAGCAAGAAAACGCCCCACUCCAAAUUGCCAUGGCAACAACCCGUGAACGUGUUCCUGGCCGCGGGCAGGUCGCCCUGCGUGGAGGAGCUGCACCAGGAGGCCCAGUUCAAUCUCCAGAGCUUGCUGCAAGAGGAGUAUGAGGAGCAGUACACAGAGGCUAGGGUCACUGGUCAGACCUUCCGCUACGCCAGCCACCUGCCCCUGGACACGCCCCCUGAGCCCUCUCCCAGGCCCCUGCCCGCCAAGCGCCUGGAGUUCGUGUUUAUGCCCGCAGCCCGGCGAGUGAAUGAGGACGAGGCCACCACACUGGGUGUGAGGCCCCCAGAGCCGUUCCUGAGCCUGCCCACCACCCCAGACAAGCAGCCGGCCUGGACCAGAGCCUUCCCUUUGCCCACCGUGGAGGAGAAGAGGUGGCACCAAUCCUGCUCCAUCCAAGCCAACAUUGUCCCCAUCAAUGUCUCUGGACAGCACUUUGAUAGGCACGCGAGUGCGCGGCACUCCUUGUUUAACACAGAGACCGCGGUGAACCCCAAGUCCACGCUGCGGCGGAGACGGACCAUUAUCGGAUUCCCUAACCUCGCGCUGCGAGACCAAGGCAGCAGCAACGGCCCCACAUUCACGCCUCACGCAACCAUCGGGGAGUCAGUCUCCUGCAGCUUUGUCCCUGAGGCUGCAAAUGGGAAGAGCGUGCCCCGGCAGCCCUGCACCCCGCAGCCCCCAGCAGCACCACUGAGAAAGACAUUCAGUGACCUUGGGGGAGGCCUGCAGGUGCGCUGCUACCAGCCUCCUGCCAGGAUGGAGAGCACAACCACGGCUUGCACCAGCCCUGCCUGCAACGGGCCAAAGGACACCACCUUCUCUCCUCCCUGGAACACAGCUUCCUUCAACUGCUUGAGCCCAGCUGAGGAGGACGCAGCGUAUCCCUCGCCCGGUGGCUCCCCGAGGUCCCCAGCCCUGGGCUCGCCUGAGCGCUGCAACGGUGCGGCCUCCUUCUUCAUCGCGAAAGACGAGCAGCCAGGAAGCAAUGGGCCCCAUGCGUUCUCCUGCACUGCUCCAGAGUCCCCACUGAACGCUGCCAGCAGCCAGAUGCCUGAGGGGAGAGAGGCCAAGGUGACCUUCCUGGCCAGCAGCGCAGAGGAGGCCGUACCCUCCCGGCUGGAGCUGGGGGGCAGGACCUGCCCGUUCCGCGAGAGGUCGCUGUCUGUGCCCACAGACUCAGGCUCGCUCUGCUCCGUGGACAUCACUUACCCUGAGAACAGAAGAGGCAGCGGGACCUACGCCCUGAGCUACCCUAGCGUCAGCUCCGAGGGCAGCACCAGCAUGGACAAUGUCUCCCUGGGGGUGGAGCAGGAUGCCCAGCGGAGGCGCCGCUCCAAGAGCAUCUCUCUCAAGAAGGCGAAGAAGAAACCGUCUCCCCCCAUGCGCAGCGUCUCACUGAUUAAAGACGGGCAGGGGCUCAGCGCAGAGCCUGGCACAGCGCUGCCGAAGGAGCUGCGGCCCAAGAGCCUUUGUCUCCCCUUAGAUCCUCAGGGCCAUGGCAUGGUGCCCACGGACACCCAGGGUAACACAGCAGUGCCUCCUGCCAGGGACCUGGACGGCAGGCAUUUUUCCCAGCACUGGUGCCUCACAGACUGGAAAGCUAGCGAUCCCUACCGGUCCCUGUCCGAUUCCAGUACUGCCACGGGUACCACAGUGAUCGAACGCACGAAGGCCCGGGGCAGCUCCGAGUCCCUCCCCUCCCCUUCCAUUUCCAGGGCCACCACGCCCUCCCAGCUCUCCACGGAAGUGGAGCUAAAGAUCUCCUCUCCAGGGCGGCCCGCGAGGCUGAUGUCCCCCUCCAGUGGCUACUCCAGCCAGUCAGAGACCCUGACACCCACCAUCCCCACCUCAGCGAUUCUCGGGCACUCCCCCCACCAGACCAUCAGGGUGAGGCCGCUGGUGCCCGAAAGGAAGUCGUCCCUGCCCCCCCCAUCGCCCAUGGAAAAAAGCCCCAAGUCCCGGCUCUCCUUCGACCUGCCCGUCACACCCCUGACGCACCUGGACCUUUCUGGGCUGAAGAUCUCACUCAAGGGGAAGACCAAGGUGAGCAGGCAUCAUUCAGACUCCACCUUCGGGACCAAGCUUGGCCCAAAGACGAGCCCGAUCCAGCCCGUCAUGCCCGUGGUCACCCAGUCGGACCUGAGGUCCGUGCGCCUGCGCUCUGUCAGCAGGUCCGAGCCGGAGGAUGACCUGGACAGCCCAGACCGCGCCGAGGAGCAUGGGGGCGACGCCAUACCACUUCCGGGAAGGAAAGCGAAGCCGCCCGUUGCAGAGAAGCCACCACUGGCCAAACGUCCCCCAAACAUCAUGGCCAAGCCCCCGCCUCUGCAGGAGGAGUCUCCCCUGGCGUCUCCCACCUCCCCACCCACGCCACAGGGCAUCUCUGCCCAGGAGAGGGGGCUGCAGGACAUCUACAUGGUCAUUCGGAAACCCAAGCCUAAGAGGAGCCCAGAGGCCAGGAGCCCCGGAGAGCCCCCCUCUCCGCUGGAGCCCUCCCAGGGCUGCCCAGGGAUCUUUUUCUCAGGACUGCGGCGACUGUCCCAGAGCAGCUUGGAGGAGGAGCCCAGAGCCCAGCCGGAGAGGAGUGGCACCCCCCGUGGGCCCGAGGGGGAGAAGAGGAAAGCCAAAGUCCCACCCCCCGUCCCCAAGAAGCCCAGUGUGCUGUACCUGCCACUCACCCCUCCUCCACCCCACCUGGGAGCCUGCCCGGGGGAUCCCAGGCUAACGCCCAGCCCCAUCAUCACCUUGCACGAGGACACCAGCUGCUGCGACCCAGACGCAGACUACCUGCCAUCACCCGAGGCCAUGGGGAAGAACUCGAGCCCCCCAGCUGCUGCCACGCCCGGGGAGAUUCCCGCAGGCGAUUCCGUGGAGCUCAGAGCUGAUGAGAGGAAUUUAGUAAGUGACAAAACAGCCAAGUCGAUAGUGGAAGAGGAUGAUGAUGUAUUUGUGACGACCCGUACGACAGAGGAUCUAUUUACCGUCAUCCACAGGUCGAAGAGGAAGCUGCUGGGCUGGAAGGAGCCAGGAGACGCCUUUGGCAGCAGGCAGAAUUCUCACUCCCCAGUGAAGAACCCAGCCGGGCUCCCGGCCUGCGAGUCCCCCCCAGCAGGGGGUGGCCCCGGCAGAGCCUCCAGUCGGAAUGAAGACUUCAAGGCCCUGCUACAGAAGAAAGGCAGCAAGGCCAGUCCCGGGACUCGCACCUCCGCAGCAGAGCUUCUCAAGAGCACAAAUCCACUGGCUCGGCGGGUCAUGAUGGAGUUUGCCCCCGAGUUAGACAACCCAAGCGGUGCCAGAACCCAGCCCUGA
This is a messenger RNA of Emys orbicularis (European pond turtle), 3636 nucleotides long. It is a transcript of the gene NHSL2, whose product is annotated as NHS like 2. The transcript has 8 exons. The record is from RefSeq and is a predicted model, not a curated record. Bases 1 to 3636 code for a protein of 1211 amino acids. Gene Ontology annotation, biological process: cell differentiation. Lineage: Eukaryota; Metazoa; Chordata; Testudines; Emydidae.